UCAUCCCAACUCCCUCACACGCACCACCCUCUCACUCCUUCAGCAACGCAACUCAACCCUUCUCUCUCUCUCUUUCACACACACACAAUGCCUACAACCAGAAGAAAGCUCCUGAACAAAAUUACAGUGGACAUAGGUUGCAGCAGCUGCAGAAAACCAAAACUCUUCCACAUAUUCCAUCCAAAGCCAAAACCCACCACAACCCAAAAACAAAAGUACCACCACCAAAAUAAUUACUCUUCAUCUUCAAGCUCAUGCAACAAAGUCUACAAAGCCAACAACAACCCCACCGCAUUCUAUCCAAACACAGACUAUGCUCCAUUUUUGGACACAGAGGCCAAGCCAAAGAGCACAAGAGCCGUCCAAGGUUUUGGGAGAAUUGGCAACGAGAGUGUGGCCGUGGAGAAAGACUCAGGCGAUCCUUACUUGGAUUUUCGACACUCGAUGCUCCAAAUGAUAUUGGAAAACGAAAUAUACGCAAAAGAUGAUCUCAGGGAGCUUCUCAACUGUUUCUUGCAGCUCAACGCACCUUGCAACCAUGGAAUUAUUAUCAGAGUUUUCACUGAGAUCUGGAAUGCUGUUUUCUCAGUGAGGUCGUCUGGUUCAACAAUGCUGCAUAUUCCUCGCAAGUCACGUGACUACUAGAUAGCUGAUGCACGUGCAAUGGCAUUGGAGUUCCCACUACAAAUAUCAUGUUGAGAUCCCUUAUAUAAAAGACAAUGUGAUUCUCUCAAGCCAUUAAUGUAGGUCUUGUAAGAUUGUGGUGCAUGUAUUGUAAAGAAAGAUUUCCAAGAUUCAGUCGUAUGGAAUAUUUCUUUUUUACUU
This is a messenger RNA of Prunus avium (sweet cherry), 825 nucleotides long. Its product is annotated as transcription repressor OFP6-like. Gene Ontology annotation, biological process: negative regulation of DNA-templated transcription. The record is from RefSeq and is a predicted model, not a curated record. Lineage: Eukaryota; Viridiplantae; Streptophyta; Magnoliopsida; Rosales; Rosaceae.